AUGUCUUUAGAUCCUAUCAGGCAAGAUUUGAUCCCCUUCCUCGCAUCUUAUUUGCCCCCUGAACAACACAAUAUUGAGAAUAAGCCAUUCGUUACACUAACAUACGCACAAUCUAUCGAUGCGCGUAUAUCACUGGGACCUGGAAUCCGAACCAGUAUAUCUGAUGUAGAGACAAAAGUAAUGACACAUUAUCUACGAUACCAUCACGAUGGUAUUCUAAUUGGCUCUGGAACAGUACUUGCGGAUGAUCCUGGUCUAAACUGUAAAUGGCAUCCAGAUGUUGCGGAGUCUAAAUUAUCUGAAUAUUCACCAAGACCUAUAAUAUUGGAUCCUUCUCAGAAAUGGAGAUUUAUUGGCUCAAAGAUGUAUGAUUUAUUUAAAAAUGGUGAAGGUAAAUCGCCAAUCAUUGUCGUUAGUGAGAAACCCCAAGUAGAAGAAGAAUAUAUCGACUAUUUAAUAAUAGACGGCCACCAAGGGAGAAUUGAUUGGAAAACAUUGGUUGAUAGACUCUCUAAUGAAUUUGGGAUUAAAUCAAUUAUGGUUGAAGGUGGUGCAUUUGUUAUUAAUGAGUUAUUACUUCGAGAUGAUAUUGUCGAUUCCUUGAUCGUUACUGUUGGAUCUACAUAUUUAGGCGAAGAUGGUGUACAAGUAAGUCCCAAGAAAGCAAUUUCAUUAAUCGAUGCCGAUUGGUGGAAGGGUAAAAAGGAUUCAAUUAUGGCAGCAAGAUUAGUGCCAAGAACUAAUUGA
Molecule: messenger RNA, 747 nt
Organism: Maudiozyma barnettii
Lineage: Eukaryota; Fungi; Ascomycota; Saccharomycetes; Saccharomycetales; Saccharomycetaceae
Gene: RIB7
Product: 2,5-diamino-6-(ribosylamino)-4(3H)-pyrimidinone 5'-phosphate reductase
Exons: 1
Coding region: 1-747 (248 amino acids)
Biological process (GO): riboflavin biosynthetic process
Molecular function (GO): 5-amino-6-(5-phosphoribosylamino)uracil reductase activity; NADP binding
Source: RefSeq, a predicted model, not a curated record